This is a messenger RNA of Empidonax traillii (willow flycatcher), 1576 nucleotides long. It is a transcript of the gene OMG, whose product is annotated as oligodendrocyte myelin glycoprotein. The record is from RefSeq and is a predicted model, not a curated record. Gene Ontology annotation, molecular function: protein binding. The transcript has 2 exons. NCBI's taxonomy places the organism in Eukaryota, Metazoa, Chordata, Aves, Passeriformes, Tyrannidae. Gene Ontology annotation, biological process: neuron projection regeneration. The coding region runs from base 275 to 1564 and encodes 429 amino acids.
AGCACUGACAGCCUGCUCUGUGGCUGUGCAGCAGCUCCUGCCCGCUCCCAAAGCCCAGGGAGGUUCCUGGCCGCGCUCAGCUGUGCAGCAGCCCCUCGGCUCUGCAGUGCCGCGGAUCAGGUGGUUGCGGAGCCGCGCGCAGGAACGCGAUGCAGCUGAGGAGACGAGCACAGCCCCCGGCAGCCUCUGGAGCUGCUCUCCAGAACAAGGCGACCUCUAAGCUCCCAUCCAUCACGGGAACGAUGUGCUGAUACCGCAGGAGACCACGGCAACAAUGGAAUACCAGAUAUUGAAUACAUCUACCUGUCUGCUGGUCCUUCUGGUUUUCCUACCCACUGGUUUGGGUAUCUGUCCUUCUAGCUGUACAUGCUCAGGAAACGACAGGAAUGUGGACUGUUCAGGCAGAAACUUAACUGUACUGCCCCAGGGACUCCAAGACAACCUUACAUAUUUAAAUCUGUCCUUUAACCAGUUUGUAGAUCUCGAUCAUCAGCUAACGAGGUUCACCAAUCUGAGGACCCUUGAUAUUUCACAUAACUGGCUCAAGAAUGUUCCCGCUCAUCUGCCUAAAUCCUUAUGGGAGUUAUAUGCCACAAACAACAACAUUAAAGUUCUUCAGAAACUUGAUACAGCUUACCAGUGGAAUCUUCGAGUGCUCGAUGUUUCCAGGAAUAUGGUGGAAAGAGCUGUCCUGAUCAACAACACACUGAGCAGUCUCAAGUUUCUCAAUCUCAGCAGCAACAAACUUUGGACAGUUCCAACCAACAUCCCCUACAAUAUAGAGACGGUGGAUCUAUCCAAUAACUUCUUGUCCCAGAUACUCCCAGGAACACUGGUGAGACUUCAACACCUCACAAGCCUCUACCUGCACAACAACAAGUUCUCGUACAUUCCCGACAAAGCUUUUGACCAGCUCCUUCAGCUGCAGGUGGUAACUCUAUACAACAACCCCUGGUCGUGCAGCGACAAACAGAACAUCCCUUACGUGCUGCAGUGGGUGCAGGGCACAGCUGCCCGUGUCCUGGGGGCUCCCUGUGCCCACCAGGCCGGGCUCUGGGCCAGCGCCGCGCCCACGGCCGGGGACUCCAGCGCCCUGAUGGAAGGAAGGAUGGGCACAGACAGAGCCACCUCUGCCGAGGCAGCCGAACCCACCCCAGCGACCAAAACGCACAAACAACUGAAAGCCAAGGAAGUCACUCCCCUGGCCACCCAAAGCCACACGGUUCUGUUCCCCAGCACGGAGCAGCCCCUGCUCCGCCACCCCGACGGCCUGACCUGGAGGGACGGCGGCCCCCAGGAAGCAGCAGCCACGCGCACGAUCCACGCCGUGGAUCCGACCCAGGGCAACUCCACGGGAUCUUCCACCACGCCCAUGACUUUAAGCAUCACCAGUGGAAUGCCAACGAACUACUCCAAGGUGCCUCACAGCACAACCGCUACCUUAAGCCGAGAGGAGGCCACGACGGGCGCUCCCCACGCGCGCGUGCCCUCCCGAGCCGGCACCCGGCAGCUCUCCCUGCUUUACAUCCUCCUGCUCCACGCAGUGGCCAUGGCUGCCCACUGAGGGCUCCUGCCC